Molecule: messenger RNA, 2508 nt
Organism: Talaromyces rugulosus
Lineage: Eukaryota; Fungi; Ascomycota; Eurotiomycetes; Eurotiales; Trichocomaceae
Exons: 7
Coding region: 1-2508 (835 amino acids)
Biological process (GO): protein folding
Cellular component (GO): chaperonin-containing T-complex
Molecular function (GO): ATP hydrolysis activity; ATP-dependent protein folding chaperone; ATP binding
Source: RefSeq, a predicted model, not a curated record
AUGUCAAACAGUAUGCCAUCUCGCACAGGACAAGCCAGCAACGGCUCAUGGUCUCUGUCUUUGCCAAUAAGGAGCCUGAACCCAGUCCUAUCCCAGGGCAUGGGCCCUCCCUUUGGCAGCAUAACCCAGGCACAAAAUGAGAUCAGCCAUGUACCAGAAAUGUACGAUGGACCUGACGAGAUGGCCGGGUACUGGAGCGACGACAGUAUGGAGGAUGAGGAAGAGAUCAUCGUUUGCCUCAACCGCCGAGCCAUGGCAAUGCUUCCUCGCCGGCUCCAGGUGGUCAUGAUGCAAAUGUACACACAGAGGUAUACACGCCUCAAGAUCGAAAACCCAGGUGUUCGCGUGAUGCGAGAAGACUAUUGGAUCACGCCCCCUGAGCCUCUCGGUCCGACUCCUAUUAGGAGGGCCCCAACUCCACUUCUCGCAAUGCCGCAGAGAAUCGUGAGUUCAACUACUCACGAAGCCGGCUCUCGACCUGGAUAUGAGUCUGGCCAGAGUGCUUAUGCUCAGGCUGAGGCAUAUAUCCAAACCUUCGGACCUGGUAACAACCCUCGCCGACGCGGCGCCCAGGCAACGCCUUCACGGAAUGCAUUUGCGACCUCGCAUCCCGUGAAUUUCAGCCGUCGCCAGAUAAGACAAAACAGUCAGGGUAUUUCACAGCCACAGCCUGAAAAGGGAUUCCGUGUCAUCAGCGGCCACCACAGGCCCCUGCCCCCGAAUUUGGAGUUUGCUCAGCGGCAUCACAACGCCAAUAUUCGAGGAGGCUCCGGACUGAAAUCCUUGACAUUAAAACCCGUCGCUUCAAGCCUACGAAAGAGCUUAAAGCGAAGCCUUUCGCGCUUGAACAAAUGGAUAAAGUCGUCGAACCGCCUGUUCACCGUCGAGAUGCAGGCUCCUGUGGUGGUGAUGAACACCCAAAAUGGGGACCGGCAAGUUGGCCGCCAGGCUCAGUUGUCUAAUAUCACUGCAGCAAAAACUGUUGCGGACAUUAUUCGUUCAUGCCUUGGCCCCAAGGCCAUGUUGAAGAUGCUUUUAGAUCCCAUGGGAGGUAUUGUGCUCACAAACGAUGGCCAUGCAAUUCUCCGAGAAAUCGAAGUCGCCCACCCCGCCGCAAAGAGUAUGAUCGAGCUUAGCCGCACACAAGACGAGGAAGUUGGAGAUGGAACCACAACCGUCAUUAUUCUUGCCGGUGAAAUGCUUGCGCAAGCUCUCCCUCAGCUCGAACGAAACAUACACCCAGUGCAAAUCAUCGCCGCAUUCAAGCGAGCCCUCAACGAUGCCCUACAGAUUGUCGAGGACAUUUCGCUGCCCGUGGAUAUCGAUAACGAUGAAGCUAUGUACAGCCUUAUCCAGUCGUCUAUUGGCACAAAGUUCGUUUCCAGGUGGUCCGACCUCAUGUGCGGUCUUGCCCUCAAGGCUGUCCGUACAGUAUCCUUUGAAGCCGGCGGCGGAAAGCGAGAAGUCGACAUCAAGAGAUAUGCCCGUAUUGAAAAAAUCCCCGGCGGCGAGAUUGAGGACAGCGAGGUGAUUGACGGUGUCAUGGUUAACAAAGAUAUUACCCACCCGAAGAUGAGAAGACGAAUUGAGAACCCUAGAAUCGUUCUGCUCGACUGCCCUCUUGAGUACAAGAAGGGAGAAUCCCAAACCAACAUUGAAGUUUCAAAGGAGGAGGACUGGAACCGGAUACUGGAAAUUGAGGAGGAACAAGUCAAGCACAUGUGUGAUGCGAUCCUGGCUCUGAAGCCAGACAUUGUCAUCACCGAGAAGGGUGUCUCCGAUUUGGCACAGCAUUUCUUGGUCAAGCACAACGUCACUGCCCUGCGCCGCGUGAGAAAGACAGACAACAACCGUAUCGCCCGUGCCACGGGAGCAACCAUUGUCAACCGCGUCGACGACCUUCAGGAAUCCGAUGUUGGAACUCAGUGUGGUCUGUUUGAGAUUGAAAAGAUCGGCGACGAGUAUUUCACAUUCAUGCGGAAAUGCAAGUCGCCCAAGGCGUGCACAAUCCUACUCCGAGGCCCAUCCAAAGACAUCCUGAACGAGAUUGAGCGAAAUCUGCAAGACGCCAUGUCUGUCGCCCGUAACGUGAUCUUCCACCCUCGUCUGUCUCCAGGAGGAGGUGCCACGGAAAUGGCCGUGUCUGUCAAGUUGCAGCAGCUGGCAAAAUCUGUCGAAGGUGUACAACAGUGGCCAUACAAGGCAGUUGCUGAGGCUAUGGAAGUCAUCCCCCGAACCCUCGUCGAAAAUGCCGGCGACAGCCCUAUCCGAGUGCUCACUCGCCUGCGUGCUAAGCAUGUGGACGGAAACACCAACUGGGGUAUUAACGGGGAGAAUGGUGCGAUCGUUGAUAUGAAGGAAUACGGUGUCUGGGAACCCGAGGCUGUUAAAUUGCAGAGUAUUAAGACUGCUGUCGAGUCUGCGUGCCUUCUCCUUCGUGUGGACGAUAUCUGCAGUGCCAAGUCUGCCCAACAAGCCGGUGGAAAUGUUGGUGGCGGUGAGGAAUAA